CACAGCGCGCGCCGUUUCGGGCCCCGCGUGUCAACUAGAGAAAGCGUUCUCGAAGGAAACGGCCCUGCACGGGAGCUGAGCCAUGUUCGGGUCCUUCUAGCGUCCGGUGCACCGGAGAUCCGAACAAGCUUCCGUGUACGGGAGCACCAGCGACGUGCGGGAACCAGGAAACGUCACUCUGGCCCUGGCACAUUGUGCGCCGGCAAGUAGGACGACGAAAUGUACUACGCGUCAAGCGAGACAGUUAGCGGGGCCGCCGACAAACCCUGGAAUGAAAACAUUGAGGGCGUGUCGCUUGUAGGACCCACGGACACCCUAUGCGCGACCGCCGCCCGCCGCCGCAACCGGCAGCGCAACGGCGCCAAGGUCCGCAAGUUAACCCCGAUACCACAGAAACAAGGCAGCCGCUACCGGCCGGUGCGCGUCAUCGAGGCUGAGGUCAUGGCGAGCGUGUCCGAGGAAGACGAGCAACCAUUCACUGAACUUGCCCAGGUCCGGUGGUCACCAGUCUCGCCUUCGUCGCAACGCGGCCAUCAGCACUACUACGAGAGCACUCCUGUCGCCGGCCUCACUUCGUCGCGCAAGGUGCAGUACUGCCGCAGACCAGAAGUGCACGAGUACACGAAGGAGAGCAGCGGUUCCUACGUGGGCGCACGUCUCGAUUGCAAGAUCCACGCUGACGGCACCAUUGUGAACUUGGGCCCAGACCAGGCUGCCAGCUUGCUCGCUGCCAGAGCUGGCGACGUUGGCAAGGCUGCAGACUUCGGGCUCAGCAACGCCGCAAUGAUGGCAGCAGGCACGCGAGCUGCAGCAGCCGCCUUCGACGCAGUUGCCUGCAGCCCACCAAGAGAAAGCAACAUCAUCACGGUCUUGGAACAGACCAAAGGAGGUCAGCAACAGCAAGUCCUUCAGGUCAUAGAAGACUGCAGUUGCUUUGACCAGGAGUCAAAGGCCGAACCUUCGCCACAACCGCAGGUACAGACUUCUCCCUGCAGAGAGUGCUUGGACGAAAUGCUUUACUACGGCCACGAACACGAUCGAGCAGUGAGCAACACCAGCGGUGCGAAAUCACCAGCACAAGUCCGCGUUAUGCAAGAGGCGGCGCUUUACGAGACCAACGAUGACCGCUUUAGAUCUGUGCAGGUGAAGCAAGAGCAUAUCCAUGGAAUGGUCCAGGAAGAGGCCCGCGCCACGCCGAUGCCACGAAGCAUUGAAUCGAAUCAUGGAGCCGCUGCUGAGCCGGCCAUACGCAUAAUCCAUGAAGAGCGUCUUAUUGACCCAAAUUCACCCCAAAUGAAACAAGAGCCAAGUGCAGUGCGUGUUCAAACGCCAAAAGAAGCGCUUUCGGCAACGGCAGCUGCAGCACCAGGUGCCACUGGAAAAGAGGAACCUAGACAUGAAGCUGUCAUGGAUCCUUCCAUCGUUCCAGUCAAAUCUCUGAGCGGCGUGCACAUCAUUCAAGACUUUCCCAAGUUCGACGUUCCAGCGUCAGUGCGCAUUAUACACAGUACUGCCAGCGCAAACAGUGCCCGACCUUCAAGCGUGCGUCUAGGGCAGGACGUGCUACCCAAGGCUAUUCCAGUUCCUUAUGAACCUUUGCAUGUUCUCAAGGAAGAACGACGAUUUGAAGCGGUAAACCUCAUUAAAGAUGAACGAAGCGAUUCGCACCCGCAGUUGUCAAAACAAGAACGCAAGGGCGAUCACGGUUCGGAAUCUCCCACACAAGGAAAAGAAUCUCGCCCCUCGUCCGGCCGUGAACUUGGGCGCCAACUGUCGCAUAGCCACGUCCACCAUACCUCGUCAAAUAACUCUCGAGCUCUUGUGCCUUAUGAAGAUUGCAUUAAUGAUGAUGACAGGCAAGGACCAAGACGUCCUGGUCGCGAGCCGGGCCGCAGCAUCCACAUCCAGUCACGUCGACGGCCUGCUGGACUGCACAUCAACCUGGAAGGGCCAGAGCUAGCACCUUCGCCGUCCCCCGACAGGACACGGCGUGAAAAAUCCACGCUGGACAAGCUAAGAGAUCGCAAGACUUCCGACCGACACGUGAUCUCUAGAAGCCCGUUUCCCUUCGACCCCCAGUUGAGACCACCGGAAGUACCACCGAUUAACACACGUUCAGCACCCAUGGAGGAAGUGGCUCGUCAUGCAUGGAAACAAUACUCUCGAGAAUACCAGCGCUACUUGAGCAAUCUUGCCGAAUGGAACCAACAGCAGCAGAUGUUGCGAAACCAGCUGGGAAACUUAGGAAGCGACUCAACGGGAGCCGGAAGCGAAGUCGGUCAGUCUUUGGCCAGUCAAAAAGCCGAUAUGGACGAAGAGCCGAUGCACGUCCGCAUCACUUUGUCAGGAAACAGCCUGGGCCGUGGCCGCGCGGGCACCGCACCCGGCCCAUCCAUGUCUCCAAUGGGCUCGCCGAGAGGAGAACUCCCGAGCAAGCACACAGUGUGCACCGAAAGCAUUAGCCUCAUUGAAACUUUCGAGCCACCAGACCCACCACGCUGUAGCAGUCACAUAGAAGCCAAUCGGCAGCGCAAGGCCCGUGCUGCAGAAGAAGCAGAAUUAGAGGCUAGCUUCGAAGAAAGGCCAGACAGACGCGUCCAUAUGACGCCACUCUGCACUGAGCACAUGUCGUACCGUGCUUUCAGCAGCAACUCGCCAAACACGAGACCACCUCCGAAAGCCCCGCCACCGAGAGGCACGCCAAUGUCCCGUCUGGUGCCAGUGAUGCCCAUAACUAAACAUUAUAUGGAACGUAUAGACUUCCCCGACAACUUGGAGCCUCCGCGGCGCCAGAUUCCGACGCGCAAAAUCCGCCGCCACGUGGUUUACCCGGUGUUUCCCCAGCUACAAAUGGGAAUACCGAGGGACUUCCUCGUCUACUUCCUGGUGUCUAUGGCCACAUUGGCCAGCAUAUUCGCAGCCAUUGGUGUGUUCAGCAAGCAUGAGCACAGUCUUAGCGAGCGCGUUACACAGAACGCGCCUGUUGCCGUGCCACUUCCUAAUGGCAGCAACUCCCUCUUCAUAGGUCUCAACCGGCGUGCUAUGCCGAUGAAUAACCUGGAUGUAUGUAAAAACGCUGAUUGCCAGCGAGAGGGGCGCUAUCUGGCAAGUCAGCUGAGCUGGGCGGUAGAACCAUGCUCCGACUUUUACGCAUUCGUCUGCAACAGACCAGGACCAGCGCCUCUGGAGGUGCUUGAACGAAACGCAGCCAGCGAACUGCGACGAAAGUCACCGAAAAAGGAGAUCAUGCCUCUCAAACAGCUCCACGACCGUUGCAUGAAAGUUGACGGCCGCAACUGGAAUCAGCUACAAGCCGCCUUCGCCCUCCUUUCCCUCGAUGGCUGGCCUUUCCAAGACUCGCACAACCUUAGCCACGACCUCAUCUGGGAAGUUGCUGCAGGGUUAGAGCGACGUAUCGGAGUGAGCAGUCUUUUAAGCGUAUCUGUGCAACCGCGGUCAAACGUAGUGGUACUUGCCAAGACAAAAAUCUGGCCAGAAUCCAAAGACAAGCUGAUGGAGGCUCACUUCACAAAAUAUGCCAAAGCGCUUCGUCCAGCAAGUGAAAAUCUCGAAGAACGUGUCGCCGAAGUGCUGAGCUUUGCCAGGAAGUUAGAAUCCCUACAGGACCAUCAGCCAAACGAACGCUCUCGUUCGAACGCGAGUCCCUACAGCCACUUCAUUUCUCUUCUCGGGCUUGGCGAGGACCAGCGAGAGGUCCUAUUCUCCAAGCAACUGGCUUCACAGCUGAAGCAGGAGGUAAAUGGCGUAGCGCCUCACAUUGCGCUCAACUACCAAGGUUUGCUGGCAGCCGAGAAAAUGUCGCCGCUUCUUCCCGAUGCCAGCGCUAGCGAGGAGGGCUGUUGGCGCCUAGUGCAAGAUGCACUGCCGGAGCUAUUCCUUUACGCUGUCUAUCGUAUGAAGAAAUCGGCACUCAAGCAAUCCGCCAACGUCACUGAGAGCAUCAGAAACAAUGUGGUUCUCUACGUGAACUCUGCCUCGUGGAUGGAAGCUACCGUAAGACGACAGGUCGCUGAGCGGCUGCGUGACCUGCGCGUGCUUGCCUUCGUACCUGGCUGGUUCUCGAACGCCGAGCGGGUGCGCACAGAGUUCGCAGGCCUGCCGCAUCCCAGUAUGGACAAUGGGCCAUUGGCAUACGUCGCGCUCAAGGAGCACACCCACGGCCGCCUACUACGUGGAAAAGCAUGGCCCAUACCGCCACACAGCUCACAGUGUGCCUUCGACGACACGCGGCGCACUGUAUAUGUGCCGGUGCUGGCUACCAAUCUGACCAACGUCCAGUCGGCACCGCUCCAGUUGGCGAGGCUGCCUCGGCUGGGCGUGCACCUGGCCGCUUGCCUGAUGCAUGUGGUGACCGCGGAGGCAGCCCAUUGGUGGGGCGAGCGAAGCUUACGAAAGCUGGAGCCACUCCGCAAGUGCGUCGACUCACAAAGCGCCGUCGCUAACCAAUCUUCACGAGACAUUCUCCUAGACCACAUGGCGGCGUUAGCACCCGCGCACAGCGUCUACUCGAGCCGUCUGCGUGAGGGCGGCGCGCGGAACCAGGAGUACCGCCUCAAGCACGCCGAGAACAUUACGACGGAACAGAUGUUCUUCAUUCACUUCGCUAAAGCACAAUGCCACGGCCCUGCCCAACUGGUCAACGUACCCUUGAAGAACUACGAACCCUUCCGCAGAGCCUUUGGCUGCCAUCCGGGGGCGCGCAUGAGUCCAGCCAAGACAUGCCGAUUCUGGACCAGCUGACAAGUCCACUACCCAAGAGAGCUGUGAUGCACCUCUCCUCACCAUUAUUCCCUCGACAAAUAAGCAUCAUGCAUAUUGCCAUCGUUCUCGUGACAUCGGAGCGCAGACGUCUCACCGUGUGCAUCCGCAUGAACCGGUGUGUACAUUUCAGAAGAAGCAGAAAAUAAACUUUAUUAAAAAGAA
Dermacentor albipictus is the source of this 4944-nucleotide messenger RNA. RefSeq lists its product as uncharacterized. The record is from RefSeq and is a predicted model, not a curated record. Gene Ontology annotation, cellular component: plasma membrane. Gene Ontology annotation, biological process: protein processing. NCBI's taxonomy places the organism in Eukaryota, Metazoa, Arthropoda, Arachnida, Ixodida, Ixodidae. Gene Ontology annotation, molecular function: metalloendopeptidase activity.